AUGCUUUUCAAUAUUGUAUGCACUAUUGCUUUCUGUCACUUUUUACUGAUUGGCAGAGUUCUUGCGCAGACGCCAACAACAACUGUUCCAGCUUUCUCUAGAUGUACUUCUCCAUGUCCCACCGAAACUCCAGUUGGGCAGCCAGACCCAAGGUUUGUCUGCGGCGACAAUAGACUAGGUCCAGUCGAUUUGCCUUCAGAACCACCCAUCGCGGAGAUGCUAGGUGGCUAUGAACAAUUUGGAGGGCUAUGCCCUCGAGAUUAUUUUUAUCACUGGUUCAGUGACAUAAACCAGCACUAUAUAAACCCACCUGGAAAUGGAUUUCUACUAGACGCAUACAACAGGUCGAUGUAUACAGAAGUCACGAUUCCAGUCGGCACUCUCCUUGAUCGUUUUGGCGGGCUCAAUGCGAGUUAUCUAUCAAUCUUGGGAACUGAUUAUGUUCGACGCUCUAUUUCACCCGGAAACCUGAGUCGCAGAAAUAGCACAACUGCUGCUAUCUAUUACGUCUUCAACGUCACACAGCCCAUCCCGGCUCAAUACGGUCGAAGUGCUCCUUGGUAUGGCCAGCCAGGAGGAGAAUUGCAGUACUACCUACCGAAUUCCUCUACUCAAAUCCUCAUUGACCAGGGCUCAUUGGAACUUAUAGAGUCACUUUAAUGUGUGAGAAACUGACACUGGGGCAAGGUUCUCAUUAUUUUGAACAAACUAAAGCAUCGGCAUUCAACAUGACGAUAGCAGUCCUAGGAAAGAAAAGGGAAGAUUGAUUAGUCUAGUAUAUUUUAGAAGCUAUACGUAUGAAGAUUAAUGAUACAAGAUUGCAC
Molecule: messenger RNA, 824 nt
Organism: Talaromyces proteolyticus
Lineage: Eukaryota; Fungi; Ascomycota; Eurotiomycetes; Eurotiales; Trichocomaceae
Exons: 2
Coding region: 1-660 (219 amino acids)
Source: RefSeq, a predicted model, not a curated record